AUGGGGAAGAGCAAGAGCGGCGGCGGCGGCGGCGGCGGCGGCGGCGGCGUGCCGACGGUCACGCUGGAACAGUUCGCGGACAGCCUCACCGGCGCGUCGUCGUCGUCGUCGUCGUCGAGCGCGACCGUGACCGUGUCGCGUUGGGAUCGCGACGACCGCGUGUUCCUCCUGCGUUUCCCCUCCGCGGCCGCGCAGAGAGACGCGAUGGGCCGCGCGUCCGUCUUCUUAGAGGACCUCGACGACCGCGGCGUCGUCGUGGACAGGAUUCCGUCGGGGCAGCGCGGCGGCGUCGCCAACUACAGCGGGCACAACAUGCGCGCGCGCGACCUCGCGCGAUUCCUCAAUCGCGUCGACGCGACGCCCGGCGCGGCGCCGACGUCCGCGGAGAUCGCGCUCCGCGACGCGCUCGCGCGCGUUGGCGUCCUGCGCACGGACAAAUCCGGCCGCUGGGUCGCGUCCGGACCGGGGACAACAGGACACGACGGCGACGGCGACGGCGGACCCGUCGUCGCGGCGGUCGCGGGGAGCUCGAACCGCGACGAGGUUCGAGACGCGCUGCUACACGAGGCGAUGCACAUGGUUUUCUACACCGACGCGAGCUGGCGCGACGCGUGUUACGCGCACUGGGACGACGAGGUCGCGGAGGAGGACAAGGCGCGGUGGGUCGCGUUCUUGAAAGGGCUGAGGUACGACGGCGACGACCGCGAGCUGUGCGUGAACGAGCUGCAGGCGUACAUGUGCACCGAGCGGCUUCUGUUCGGCGGCGGCGAGAAAGGCGGCGGGAGAGGGAAGAGGGACGGCAAGGAGAAGGACGACGGCGGCGACGCGAGGGCGCUCGGCGCGAUGCAAGCGAAGUUCGCCGCGUUCGCGGCCGCGCGGUUAUCGAACCCCCCGAGCGUGGGCGCGCACACGAAGUGCGUGUGGUUGUGA
This is a messenger RNA of Micromonas pusilla CCMP1545, 930 nucleotides long. RefSeq lists its product as uncharacterized. The record is from RefSeq and is a predicted model, not a curated record. The transcript is spliced from 2 exons. Lineage: Eukaryota; Viridiplantae; Chlorophyta; Mamiellophyceae; Mamiellales; Mamiellaceae. The coding region runs from base 1 to 930 and encodes 309 amino acids.